Heteronotia binoei (common prickly gecko) is the source of this 1302-nucleotide messenger RNA. It is a transcript of the gene NAGK, whose product is annotated as N-acetylglucosamine kinase. The transcript is spliced from 10 exons. The record is from RefSeq and is a predicted model, not a curated record. Gene Ontology annotation, molecular function: N-acetylglucosamine kinase activity. The coding region runs from base 153 to 1178 and encodes 341 amino acids. Lineage: Eukaryota; Metazoa; Chordata; Lepidosauria; Squamata; Gekkonidae.
UCCCUCCUGCGUCCGUCCGUGCACAGCCCCUCGCCCUGCCCAAAGCUCGCCGCUCGUGCUGGGAGGAGGAGAGGAGCCUUGCGCAGGCGGCCCGGGCGCUGGAGGGGGCGGCGCUGGGCAGGGCUCCGGCGGCUGCUGCUUCCUCCUGCUGCAUGGCGGCUGCGCUCUACGGCGGCGUCGAGGGGGGGGCCACCCAUUCCACGGUGGUGCUGAUCUCGCAAGAUGGCAAGAUUGUGGCGGAGAGCGAGGGGCCCUGCACCAACCACUGGCUGGUCGGCUCAGACAAAUGCCUGGAACGGAUCGAGGCUCUGGUGCGCGAAGCCAAAGGGAAGGCAGGUGCUGACGUGCAGGUUCCCCUGCGCUCCCUGGGUCUGUCCCUGAGUGGAGGAGAGCAGAAAGAAGCCAUCCAGAAGCUGAUUGAGGAGCUGAGGAGACGCUACCCCCAGCUCAGCGAGAGCUACUACAUCACCACCGAUGCUACUGGGGCCAUGGCCACUGCAACCGACCGCGGCGGAGUGGUGCUCAUCUCUGGAACCGGCUCUAACUGCAAGCUGAUCAACCCCGACGGCUCUCAGAUCAGCUGCGGGGGAUGGGGACACAUGAUGGGGGACGAGGGGUCAGCUUACUGGAUUGCCCACCAGGCAGUGAAGAUCGUGUUUGACGGCCUGGACAACUUGGAAGUGCCGCCCCAUGACAUCAACUACGUCAAGCAAGCCAUGUUCGACUAUUUCCAGGUCUCGGACCGGAUGGGGCUUCUGACGCAUCUCUACAGAACCUUUGAGAAGUCUAAGUUUGCAGGAUUUUGCCAGAAGCUGGCGGAAGGAGCCCAGGCCGGAGACCCCUUGUGCGGGUACAUGUUCAACAAGGCUGGGGAGGUCUUGGCACGACACAUCGUAGCUGUGUUGCCCAAAAUUGACAAGAGCCUCUUCCAAGGCCAACUGGGGCUGCCGAUUCUGUGCGUGGGAUCUGUCUGGAACAGCUGGGAGAAGAUGAAAGACGGGUUCACUGGCAUCCUCAGCGAGCACCGCUGCGGCACCUUCUCCAGAUUCAGCCUCCUGAAGCUGAAACACUCCUCAGCCCUGGGAGGGGCAAGUCUGGGGGCCAAGCAUAUCGGGCAAGCCCUACCCUUGGACUACGCGGCCAACGUGGACGUCUUCUACACACACACCUUCUCCUAGGGGGCACCAGCCCACUUUUCUCACUGCCGUUUCAAAGGGAAGCACAUCUGGACUGGGGGGGGGGUUUCCUUUUUGUAAAAGCAAGUUUCUUUAAAUUCACCAAUAAACGAAGCAAUUUUUCACA